Metschnikowia bicuspidata var. bicuspidata NRRL YB-4993 is the source of this 285-nucleotide messenger RNA. RefSeq names its product ubiquinol--cytochrome-c reductase subunit 8 (gene QCR8). The record is from RefSeq and is a predicted model, not a curated record. The transcript has a single exon. Gene Ontology annotation, biological process: mitochondrial electron transport, ubiquinol to cytochrome c. The coding region runs from base 1 to 285 and encodes 94 amino acids. Lineage: Eukaryota; Fungi; Ascomycota; Pichiomycetes; Serinales; Metschnikowiaceae.
AUGGGAGGUGCUGGUCCUAAAACUUACAUGGGUUGGUGGGGUUCCAUCGGGUCCCCUACCCAGAAAUACGUCACUUCGUACACCGUGUCUCCUUACGCAACCAGACCUUUGAAGGGUAACUUGUACAACUCUGUGUUCAACGUGUUCAGAAGAACCAAGAACCAGAUGGCUUACGUUUUGAUCCCAGGAAUUGUGUUCUGGAACAUCUGGGCUGUCGCCAGAGACUACAACGAGUACUUGUACACCAAGGCUGGCAGAGAGGAGUUGGAGAGAGUCAACGUUUAA